ACCUGCGCAUAACUCCGCCCAGCUUCCGCCCCUUUUCAUCUGGUCACAUGUUCUUCAGUCUUUCAUAUAUCGGUUGAUUAACUGCUGCACCUCAUUUGUUCCCUGUUAAGCUUCUUCACAGAAGCUUCAGUCGGCAGAACAACAGCAGCUUCAAACAUGUCAGUGAAGGUUGCCGUAGUAACAGGAAGCAACAAGGGCAUCGGAUUGGCCAUCGUCCGAGCGCUCUGCAAGCAGUACCAGGGUGACGUUUACCUCACAUCCAGAGACGUUGGUCGUGGUGAGGAAGCCGUGAAGUCUUUGUCCUCUGAGGGCCUGAAUCCAAAGUUUCAUCAGCUGGACAUCAAUGAUGUGAGCAGCAUCACAGCUGCAGCAGCUUUCUUCAAAGAGAAAUACGGAGGAGUCGAUGUCCUCAUCAAUAACGCCGCAAUCGCAUUCAAAAUGGCAGACCAGACUCCGUUUGCUGUCCAGGCUGACGUGACCCUGAAGACGAACUUCUUCGCCACCAGAGACAUGCUGACUCACUUCCUGCCGCUCAUCAAAGCUGGAGGUCGUGUUGUGAACGUCUCCAGCUUCGUCGGUGUUCGUACUUUGAACAACUGCAGUCCAGCUCUGCAGCAGCGAUUUCGCAGCGAGGACAUAACGGAGGAUGAGCUGGUCGGACUGAUGCAGAGAUUCGUUGCCGAGACCCAGAAAGGGAAACACAAGGAAGACGGCUGGCCGGAAACAGCGUACGGAGUGUCGAAAACUGGCCUCACGACUUUGUCCAUGAUUCAGGCUCGUCGUCUGUCCAAGGAGCGGCCAAAUGAUGGGAUCCUGCUGAACGCCUGCUGUCCAGGGUGGGUUCGCACCGACAUGGCGGGUGACAAAGCCCCAAAGUCACCAGAUGAGGGCGCCAUCACUCCGGUGUAUCUGGCCCUGCUGCCUCCUGGAGCCACAGAGCCUCAUGGGAAGUUUGUUUCUGACAAAGAGGUUCAGACGUGGUGAAAAUAUUCAAGAAAACUCAGGGUGCAACUAUCUCAAUCUCAAUCUCAUCUUAAGCAGCUAAUUUUCACAAAACUUUGAUGCAAAGUAUUUUUUUACCCCUGAAAAGUAACACAAUAUGGCUACAGAACAAGCAAUAACAUAAUUCUCAAGCAGUUUUUCUUCAUUUGUGGGCAGUUUCAGCACUUGAUUGUAUUAAAACUAAAAUAUUAUUUCAGGAUAUUCUACUAAUUUGUGAGCAACAAGUGUGUGAUUGUGCAUCUGUCUGCUGAGUUAACAGAGUUAACAAAAUUAAGUGCUGUUUUCAUAAAAUGAUUCAUAUUCAGUUUGUAUGUUACAUGGAAAAACAGAAUUUGCCUUAACCAGAAUGCAUUGUUUGCUACAAUAUAAAGCUUUAACAUUGAGAUGUUAGAAUGAUUUCAUGUCAGAGCAUUAAAUGAACUUUAAAAAUCAGAAGGACUAUCUUAAAAUGUGGAUGAACAAGUACAAUGAAACACACUACACUGCAAUGUGAAAUGAUUUUGAUAAUUCAUUGAAUAAAAGUAUAACUGCA
Molecule: messenger RNA, 1534 nt
Organism: Amphiprion ocellaris (clown anemonefish)
Lineage: Eukaryota; Metazoa; Chordata; Actinopteri; Pomacentridae
Product: carbonyl reductase [NADPH] 1-like
Exons: 7
Coding region: 157-984 (275 amino acids)
Molecular function (GO): carbonyl reductase (NADPH) activity
Source: RefSeq, a predicted model, not a curated record